Nilaparvata lugens (brown planthopper) is the source of this 1328-nucleotide messenger RNA. RefSeq lists its product as uncharacterized. Bases 534 to 1328 code for a protein of 264 amino acids. The record is from RefSeq and is a predicted model, not a curated record. Lineage: Eukaryota; Metazoa; Arthropoda; Insecta; Hemiptera; Delphacidae. The transcript is spliced from 2 exons.
AAAAUGAACUUACAUGUGUUGAUUUGACGAAAUGAAAUAAUCGGAUAUGCUUCUCUCAGCUCCUCGACUCGGUUCAGGUAUCGUCUCAACUCAGGUAGCUCCUCGCCUAUGAUUUUCUCGAUGCAGGUAAGUUUCCCUCACGAGAGCACAACUGCUUAUGAGACCGCAAACCAAGUUGUGAGGUGAGAAAAUGCUGUGAAAAACAAUGAAAUAUUUAAUAACUGUAACCAAAUAUAUAUUAUAAAAAUCAAUUUAGUGUUAUUUCACAAAAAUAUGAGAAUGUAACAAACAUUUUUACUUACAAUCAAAUGUUAGCAUUGACCUCGUGCUAAACCUCUGGGGAGUAUUGGCAGUGUUCGCCAAUUGUGAUACGCCUCCUAUGUGUUUCUAUCUCACUCGUACAAGCCUGCAACAGACAGAGAAACGACUUGCUAUAUAAUCACUUUUCUCAGAGGAAAAUCAUCAUUCACGUUAGAGCUAUACGCUUGAGUAUUAACUAUUGUUUCUAAAAAAUCGUCAUUCGUAACGCGGAGAUGGACUCAUCAAGUGCUUCCUCCUCCUCCUCUACAUUAUUCAUCAUUCCGGACACCCCCCCAUCGGAGAGGGAGCUGAACUACUGGGAACAGCAGAAGCAGCAGAAGAAGCAGCAGAAAAGCCUCAGCUCAGCUGCCACCUCUGCUGCUACAGCUGUUGCCUCCACCUCUGGCGCCUCCUCAGAUCCCUUGAAGAAACAAGGGAUCUUUGUACGUGAGGAGGAUGAGGAGGAUUCCUCCAUCAUCAUCCCAGACAGCAGCCCUCUCCCGCAAGCUACUUGGGCACCACGCCGAGCGGCCCUCACAUCGGUACCCGCCGCCAAGCAGCCGGUGAAGCGGAGGCUGGUCUUUGAUGACGAGCCCGGCGUCCUCACUCAAUCAAAGAAACGAGUGCAGCUACAGGAGUCGCAAGACAGCUCAAUAAUGUCUCUGUUACGGGAGACGGAGGAGGGGGAGGAGGAGGAUGAAUUGGACAGGGAGACAGACGACUUCAUUCGGAUCAUAAAUUCUAGAUGUGAAAAACCCUGGACGCCUCUGCGGGAAUUGGAGGAGGGGUUACCAUACCCCAUCGUGGACGUCCGGGAGGCGUCCAACCAACAUGGACGUCGCAUCAUCUUAAAACUAUACACUCCCAGAAUGAGGUCGACUGAGGUUUAUCUUCCGGAACGGUUUUCCGAAAUUGUAUCCUCAAACGAUGUUGAGAAGUUCAAAAAGAACUGCACAAAAUCUUGCCUUUUAGUCAAACAUGUUAAUCCUAGGUGGUCCGACAUAAAGAUUGUUAAUAAAAAUUGUUAA